This is a messenger RNA of Acanthochromis polyacanthus (spiny chromis), 4231 nucleotides long. RefSeq names its product pentatricopeptide repeat domain 1 (gene ptcd1). Gene Ontology annotation, cellular component: mitochondrial matrix. Gene Ontology annotation, molecular function: tRNA binding; protein binding. Bases 253 to 2325 code for a protein of 690 amino acids. Gene Ontology annotation, biological process: tRNA 3'-end processing. The transcript has 8 exons. Lineage: Eukaryota; Metazoa; Chordata; Actinopteri; Pomacentridae. The record is from RefSeq and is a predicted model, not a curated record.
AAAGCGUCAAAAUAAGGUACUUUCUAACUCUGAUAUCUAUUAUGUAGGUCUGGACUACUUUGUGUCAUUGACGUUGUGUUCAACAUGCUAGGGGAUCCCUAAACCCCAAACAGAAGAAAAACAUGGUAGUAGCCGUUCGUUUCCCGUCCAAUUGGCUGUGUAAGUUGGAUAAAUUAGAUUGUUUGCUUCCAAGUCAAAGAGAAAUCUCGGCAUUUUCAGUUAGCUUCUCAUUCGCUUGAUAAACUGUUAAAUAUGUUGUCGUCCGUCGCCUCUUUGUGUGCGCGAAGGGGGAAGAAAAUAUUGGCUUCCACGUUGUCCAUCUUUUUGAAGCCACCACAUGCACCAGUUCUGCAUAUGGUGGCUCGACUACGGCCAUCCGGGCUUCUCGCACCGACUCCAUGGCAGCUGCCCACAGGACUAACUUCCAGGUGCCUGUCAGCGUCCUGUCCAGAGGACACCGACCCUCUGGACCGCUUCGGCUCGCUGUCCGCCGACAUGGCCUCCAGGAAGUUGUUCAGGAAAAGCAGCUCCGGUAUCCGUGACCUGCGACACCAAGAAAACGAAGAAGAGGAAACAUCUCCUCGUCUGAGGCCCGGGAGGAGAAACACGCCGUACUGGUACUUCUUACAGUGCAAGAGGCUGGUUAAAGAGAAUAAGCUGCAGGAGGCGUUGGAGAUGUUCAACAGAGACAUGCUGCAGGGAGAGAAGCUGCAGCCGGAGGAGUACAACUACUCAGUCCUGAUCGGAGGCUGUAGUCGAGCUGGACAACUGAAAAAGGCCUUCAAACUCUACAAUGAUAUGAAGAAGCGAGGUCUCGAGGCUGGAGAUGCGACCUACACCGCACUGUUCAACGCCUGUGCUGAAUCGCCUUCGAAACAAGCUGGUCUUCAGCAAGCACUGAAGCUGGAGCAAGAACUUCACCGCAAAAACUAUUCCCUGAGCACCAUCACAUACCACGCUCUUCUCAAGACUCAUGCCGUCACCAACCACCUCCAAGCUUGUAUUCACACAGUCAGGGAGAUGCUACAGAAUGGACAUGCUGUGACUCAGGAGACAUUUCACUACCUACUGAUGGGCUGCUUGAAGGACAGAGAAAUAGGAUUCAGACUGGCUCUACAAGUGUGGCACCAGAUGUUGCAGUCAGGAAUUAUUCCAGACACAAAGAACUAUAAUUUGCUCUUGAGGCUUGCCAGAGAUUGUGGGAUUGGCAACACCGGUUUGGCUACUGAUGUUCUGCUGAGGGACUGCGAGAGUCAGAAGCAGAGGACAGGUGUGUUUGAGUCCAGGUGCAAGGACGUAAUAGACAUUGACCUACUGGAGAGGAAGUUGUUUUUGCAGCCUGAUCCACACAGUGACACUCAACAGGACAGCAGACACAGUGAGGAGUUCAACAGCAGACAAGAUUCAACCUAUAUGAUGCCCAUCAGACAAAAAGAAAACACGCCACGUUCUGUGAACAUAGCAGCAGAUACUACUGUCCCUAACCUACUGGACCUUUUUGAAGGAAAAAGCAGUGACAUUAUCUCCCUCGGCACUGUAGACAGAGCAUGUGAUAGACUGGGCCUCAUCGGUGGUGCUGAAGGUUUCCUGGAGAAGAUGGCAGCAAAGGGACUCAGUCCAGACCUCAAAACUCUGACCCUGCUGGCUGACAUGAUGGAGCCAGGCUACCAGUCACUGCAGGCGUUGUUAAAGGUCGCCAAACAGCAUCAGGUGAAGCUUGAUGCUGUGUUCUUUAACUCGGUGAUUCACAGAGUGGCAAAAGCUAAUGACCUGGAAGGAGCAAAGGCUGUGCUGAGUGUAAUGCAACAAUGGAAUGUGAAGGUGGAUAUACAGACAUUUGGAUGUCUUGCGUUAGGCUGUGAGCGAGAGGAGGAUGGCCUUCAACUGCUGAAAGACAUGGCGGAGGCAGGUUUGAGACCCAACAUCCAUGUGUUCUCUGCUCUAAUUGGCCAAGCAAGUUGGAGACUGGAUUACAUCUACCUGAAAACAAUCCUGAAGACCAUGAGUGACAUGGGAGUGUGUCCUAAUGAGGUCAUUAUCAGACAGCUGGAGUUUGCUGCACAGUAUCCUCCCAACUAUAACCAGUACAAAUCCAGAAACAACUACUUGGUCCACAUAGAUGGUUUCCGUGGUUACUACCAGCAGUGGCUGAGAGAUAUGCCUGCUCAUAACGCUGAGGACGAGCAAGUGGAACUGCAGGCUGAUGCUUCGGUGAUGAAAACAAAAGCUCCAGACGGACUGAUGACCCAGCAGGACCAGGGUGCAGAGAGGAGAUGCAGUUCUCCUAACAGGAACAAGACACGCACCACUGUGGCAGCUCUGUAGCCGCACUCUUGAAAAUAUGACUACUAUUACCUCUUCUUGUUCCGCUGCUUCUCUGUGUUUAGCUUUGGAAGCCUGUGUGGAUUUGGAUUGAAGCAAUGGCUCAUGGACUUUGCCUUGGCCUUUUCCUUGACAUUGUAGUAUUGUAAUUAUCAAGGUCAGUUUCAGCUAUCAGUACAUGAUUCCCGAGACAGUAAACUUUUUUUCUGACAGAAUUUUAUUUUAUUUUGAACUAUCCCAAACCUGAAUUUCGUGUGAUUGGUUAAUGAACAGGUCCAUUAAGUAAAAAAUGUAUUUGUUUUCCUCAAAGAGAGCUUUCUUAGCAAUAGUAAAUUUAGCACAUACCUGUAUGCAGGACGGGGGCUGCACAGUGCAGUUAGCGCUUUCGCCUUGCAGCAAGAAGAUCCCCAGUUCAAAUCCCGGGGUGGGCCUGGAAUCUUUCUGCAUGGAGUUUGCAUGUUCUCCCUGUGCAUGUGUGUGUUCUCUACGGUCCCUCCGGCUUCCUCCCACAGUCCAAAAAUAUGCUGAGGUUAACUGGUUACUCUAAAUUGCCCGUAGGUGUGAAUGUGAGUGUGAUUGUUUGUCUGUAUGUGUAGCCCUGUGACAGACUGGCGACCUGUCAAGGGUGUCCCCUGCCUUCGCCCAAGUCAGCUGAGAUAGGCUCCAGCACCCUCCACGACCCUAAUGAGGAUGAAGCGGUGUAUAGAGAAUGGAUGGAUGGAUGUAUGCAGGACUAAAGAAGCCUCUUGGAUAUGAGGUAAAAUGUUCUGAAUUUAUUCUAAAUGAAAUUGUCCAGGAUAUUCCCUGCCUUAUCUGUACUUAGAAUGUUAUUUCAUGGCAAAGAGAUGUCCAUUCCAUCCAUCCAUUCUCUAUACACCGCUUUAUCCUCACUAGGGUCGCAGGGGGUGCAGGGGACACCCUGGACAGGUCACCAGUCUGUCGCAGGGCUACACAUACAGACAAACAAUCACACUCACAUUCACACCUACGGGCAAUUUAGAGUAAUCAAUUAACCUCAGCAUAUUUUUGGACUGUGGGAGGAAGCCGGAGUGCCCGGAGAAAACCCACGCAUGCACAGGGAGAACAUGCAAACUCCAUGCAGAAAGAUCCCAGGCCCACCCCAGGAUUCGAACCAGGGAUCUUCUUGCUGCAAGGCAAAAGUACUAACCACUCCUCCACUGUGCAGCCCACAAAGAGAUUUAGUAUGUUCCAUUAAAUUGUGACACGGUUAUGUUUACAAACCUUUAGAAGUGCUGCUUGAAAGUGAAAUUUAAGCUGAAGUUCCUGCGAGCCUAAUUCAUCUGACUGUGGGAGGAAAAUUAGUUGUUUGCUGUUUUCAAAUUUCAUUUUGUAAGAACAAGAAUUCAGUUUUGACAUUUAAAGAAGAUGCUUGACAAUGUCUGUUUGAAAAUGUGGUAUAAUAGUACAAUAAGAUGCUGUAUUUUAAUUAAUGAUAUAAUUCAAACAUGCUGUUAAACUGAUUUGAUGAAUUUAAUCCAUUUUGUACUAAUACCCUCAAUAAAUAACGUCCAAGUGAAUUUGAUCAGAAGCACACAGAUUCUAUUAAAAAAUGAUAGUAUUGAUUGGACAUUACAAAGAGUUACAGUUGCACAAUAGCCAAGCAUUCAGUUGAUUUAAUUUUAGCAAAGAAAGUGAACUCAAAAGAGGUCAUUUGUUUAAAACAGACAAAACAAAUUAACAGUUUGAGAAUGCUGAUGUAGUUAGCCUACACUUACAAUAAUUUUGAGCAUUCAGUCUGUUGCCAAUGUUACUUGGGUGAUUUAACUCUACAGAAUAUAAAAUUUCCUUGCAAUACUUUGCAGUUGAAUGUUACUUGCAUAUAUCAGUUGUGAGAAAUUGUAUUUCUGUGAUUUAGCAGUGAAAAGUAAAACUGCAAAGAAAAAUUUGA